UAGUGCAAAAAUACAAGAAUUAGAAACUAAAAAAAGAAAACCAAUAGAAGAGAUCAAUGAAACCAGGAGCUGGUUUUUUGAAAAAAUCAACAAAAUUGAGCUCUCCACCCAACGGCCACCCUGCCACCAUCAUGGACACAAGCUGUGUGCAGCCCUUCAAGCUGGCCAGGGUCACCAAGGUGCUGGGCAGGACCGGUUCUCAGGGUCAGUGCACACAGGUGUGUGUGGAGUUCAUGGACUACAUGAGCUACUCUAUCUUCUGCAAUUUGAAAGGCCCCAAGCAUGAGGGCAACAUUCUCACCCUUUUGGAGUCACAGCAAGAAGCUCGGAGGUUGUGCUGAACUUGUGGCUAGGUCCUUGAUGUGUGGAUCAACCAUUCAGCUCACAGGGAUGAUCUGUAAUUGUUAAUAAAGUAUUUAUACUGUAUGUUUAAA
Acinonyx jubatus (cheetah) is the source of this 434-nucleotide messenger RNA. RefSeq names its product 40S ribosomal protein S28-like. Gene Ontology annotation, biological process: translation; maturation of SSU-rRNA; ribosomal small subunit assembly. The record is from RefSeq and is a predicted model, not a curated record. Gene Ontology annotation, cellular component: ribosome; cytosolic small ribosomal subunit. The transcript has a single exon. Gene Ontology annotation, molecular function: structural constituent of ribosome. Lineage: Eukaryota; Metazoa; Chordata; Mammalia; Carnivora; Felidae. Bases 57 to 341 code for a protein of 94 amino acids.